AUGUAGUUUGCCUUUGCAUGCAUGUGCAAUUUCCACGGACUUUUUUUCAAAGCAUUCUCUGGGCCCUGGGAUUUUAUUUUACUGUUUUCUACAGUCUAACUUAUCAAAAAUCAUUCUCAAUCAAAAUUUGAAAGUGUGCCACAGCGUUCCAGACGACCAGUCUCAAGUUUUUGGUCAGAAACCUAGUGAAUUGUUCAAUUAGCCCAGAUAUUCAAACCCAUCCAUCAGCUUCAGAAUCCCCACGAGAGGUCAAUUAAAGAUGUCACCUCGGCAGUUACUGAAGAACCAAAAAAGCAAAACAAUGAAACGUCUAAAAAAUUGUCCAGGAAAGCAGUCAAAUCUUGCAAAACCCUGUCGUACGAACAAAAGUGUAGCUGCUUUAAAGAAAGAAAUCAGUUGUUUGAAACGGAACUACUCUGUUUUGAAAUUACAACUGCAAGAGCAAAAGUUAGAGUAUGCCACAUUAAACCGAAAGUACGUCCUUUUAGAAACUGAGGUAGAGCAACUGCAGAUCUCCAAUGCAACUUUGAAAGAAGAAAACAGACAGUAUGAGAAACUUGUCUCCAACACCGAACCGGAAAUUCGAGCAUGUAUGACUCGAAUGGUGGAGACAUCUCAGACUUUGGCUGGUCUUCAGAUGGCGUUCAAUAGACAUAGGUCUCGGCAGCAACUGUCAAAAAUCAGCGGAUCGAUGUCAAAAAAUCAUCCAACAAUGGGAAAGAACUCAGUUAAGCAUAGUAAGAAUGUACUCAAUGUGGCACCAAGGCGUAAACAGGCUGUGCGGCCAAUGGUACAAGGACUGCAAAUUUUCACAAACUUGACAAUUCCCCUGCAACGGAUUUCAUUGCCUAACCAGGCUACCCGACGAGUUCCUGUUCCUGUGGUUGAAGCUCCACAAGAAUCAGAAGCAGUGGAUAUUGCUGCAGAGCCUGAAAGACCAAAUCCUUUGUCAUUUGAAAAACACCGCAGGAAUCUUCAUUUUGUCAAGAACAUCAAGAGCAAGCCAAAACAUUUCGUUAAAGGUUCAAAGAAAGAUGACUGCAGGCAUCCUAAAGGCGAUUUCAAACAUUCAGGCUCCAUAUGUAUGGUCCCACAGUUAAAUUUUGAUGACUCGUCUGAUUCUGAACCGGAACCAAAAGUGAAGAGAUUCAUGAAACCGAUUGUCCUCAUCAGAGACUUUAAAGCUCCUAGUGUAAAAAGCGGAAAAUGCAAUGCCACAGAUUCAACUCAGGCAGCCAAAACUUCUCUAAACAGUUUUCAGUCUGGUCAGGUAGACUCCAAUUCCCUUGAUCCUUUGGAAGGUACGAGUAAAAUGUAUUUAAGCAACUCUCACAUUGGCCCUAAGAGGCGAAUACAUCCAGCGUUUAGAAGGAAUAGUAGCAUUUCAGACUCUGACUCAGAUUCUGAAAGUCCCGUCAAGAAAUCAGAGCUCCCGACUCCACCAAAAAGGGAACUAUGUCCUCCUAAAGUAAAUCUAAAGUCUGCAACUGGGAAUGAUGAAAUAAGGUCCCAGCAUGUUGAUAAUAUUUGUACUACACUGCCCACUGUAACUGUGAAUUUAAGUAACAGUUCAGCACCGAUUUCUAAUGUAGCCAAAACAAACUCUGGAGAAUCCUUUGUCUCUGAGACACAGGAGAGUGGCUUAGCUGAGCAGGAUGCAAGUGAUGACGGUAAUGAAGAUCAAAUUCCAGAUGAUGUUGAAAUGACACAAUCAUUGGACUCAUGAAACAUCAAAAAAGAUGCACAGUGAGACCUCAAUCUAUCGGAUUUUACGGGACUGACGAAUCAAUCCGUUAAAUUGUGGAAUCCAUUUAUUCAAAUUACUUGAGGCCCUUGAAGGGACCAGAAAAUUGAUCCUUUAAAUCCGAUACAUAGCGAUCCGAUAAAUUGAGGUCUUACUGAAUCAUGAAAUGAUUUUUCAGGGCAUAAACACUCUUCUCUAAAAUUAGUUUUUACAGAUGAGUACAGAAUCUUCAGAUUCAUAUGAUCACAUGAGUAAACGAGUAGGAACAUUCACUUUUGCACCCCAACAUAACACUCACAUGUUAGCUAUUACAUGAACAAUGUCAGAUUUUGGAACAUAGAUUCUGUUUUUUUCUUAAAUAUGUUUCUCAGUAUACAUUAUGGUAGUAUAUGAUUUUUAACACGUUUCUUGCCAAGUCAGUUAUUAUAACAAUUUUUUGUCAGCUGUUUCUGAUCAAAUUGGUCAAAGUAACUGGUCUGUUCUGCUGUGAUUUCUACCUUGAUGCCAAGUUGUAAAAAUGCCAUUUGCAGUUGCACCACACAACUUAUCGUGUAUGAACUUAACUGUACUACUUAUUGUAUCUUUAUGAACAUAACCGAGAGGUAGAGCGAUUGUUUUGGCAAUAUUUGGUAACAGUAAUAUACAAUCAUCACAUUUCUUUGUUUUUCCAAGUGACUCCUUGGCCUAGUAAACAAAAUACAACAGCAGGGAACGUGUUAAACAUGAACAAUGCCUUAAAUUAAAAAUAGCUGACAUCAGGAAUAAAUGGAUCCUUGAUUGGACAGAUUAAACAAGAAUCAUCCUAACUGCGUUUCAUGUUGCCUUAUUUUAUCUCUUAUUUAUUUUUCAACAGAGGGAUAAACUACUUAACGCCUUGAAACUCUCUGUGAAGUUAUUCUAGAUAAUGAAGAAUACAUUCCCAAAAUUUUAUGUUUUAGUGUUGCUUAGUUUCCUGUUUAAAAAAUCAAACAUUAGAGAAAGUUAGGCAACAUGUAGUCGCACUGAUUCUAAUCAAAUCAGUCUAAUUUACGCGAAUCUUAGUUGGACCGCAUUUUGCAAUUAGCAACUGCAAUUUCUGGCUCAUUGGUAAAAUUACUUAUGUGCAUAGGGACACGAAUGGUACAUACUCUGUUUCUAACCAAACCAAGCCAGUAGUUGUAGUUCCUGAUUGUAAAAUGAAGUCCAAUUUCAGUUCUCAAGGCACAAAUCCUGAAAUGAAGGUCCUGAUUCCAUUUUCAUUCUAAUGAAUAAAAAAAAAAAUUUCCCUCAAAACUUAGGAUAUUUUUGAGCUUGAGUCUUUCUGCAUAGCUGUUAUUUUCUAUGAGGAAAUUACUCUUUUUGCUUCUUUUUGUGGUAAAAACGGAGAAUAUAAAUUUGUAUGGCAGCAUGGAAGAACUUGUCAAAAUAAUAGCAGCAUUGUCUGAUCCAUGUGAGUUUAAGAAGUGAAUUCCAAACCAGAUGAGGAAUUCAGGUAUUUGAGCUAUCUAUGGUGCGAAUCUUUAAUGGACAUACAGGAUUCAAAAUUAAGCACUACCGCUCAUGUUUUCUGUAAAAAAUUCCUAGCUGAACGCAUUGAACCUAUGCGCAACUGCGAUAAUUCAUUUGUAAGAGAGAAAUAAACGUUCGUAGUUUACACUACAUAAAAAGAGUAAAUUCAAACUUCCUACUUGCGAUAAAAUCGUAAUUGGUGUACGCCAAAUCUUGCUUUGAACCCCUCAAUUCAAACUCCUCUUCUUCAUUGCAGAAUUUAGAAAAUAUGAAAAUAUCUAUGUCAUUGUAUUUUACAAAACGUUUAACCAAAAAAGCAGCACAUCCUCCUCCUAUGUAUGCACCAUCAUUCACAUUUACAUAUGUAAGGUCAUCGUUUAUUAUCUCUAAAUGGUGUCUUAUUGUAGAUAAUUCAUUUUUAUAAUUUUUCUGCUCAUGACUUUUCACUGAUGACAUAUUUGACUUUACGAAUUUGGUCGACAAUUUUCCAAACUGAUGGCACUUGCAAAGUUCCAAGAGCAGAAAAAAGCUGAGACGUUUCGUUGUAAAGAUUUUCAAAAAGAGCGUUGAACGUCAUCAGAAGCAUCUGACCUUGAGAGGCAAGUAACUAGAACUAUGUUUCGCACACAUUUCCUCUCCUGUCGAAAAAAGGUAGCACACAGGAAAAUUCAUUCAUUGUAAAACAUAUUGAUUCAUUAGUUUAGUUUCAAAUUUUACCCGAGUAGACGCGGGUUUUUCUGUGAGCAAGAAGUGAAAAUUAGUGAAGACAAAAAUCAUUUUUUUUCUAACUAAUGAGUUGAAUUUGAAAGUUUCAAUGUUGCCAUCAUAUUCAAUGUAAAAUUUUGAUGAGGAAAUAUGUAUUGCAGGGUUGCCUCAGUGAGGGAAUAUCGGGAUAUGUCCGGAAAUUUUAAAGGUCAGGAAAAUUGACGAAAGUGUCAGAAAAAUUGUCAAGUCACCUUGAUUUGCUUUCUAGAAUGAGUUUGAUGUUUCGAACAACAGAUUUUGUGUGAAAACUAUUUCAAAUUAUGUCUUUCCAAUCAUCUGGCAAAUUUUUAAUUGUCUGGGAACUUUACCUAAGUGUGACAAGGAAAUUUGGGGAAUGUCAGGGAAUUUUUUUCCUCUAAAUUCUGUGGCAACCCUGUUAUUGUAGUGAUUAGUUUGUACUACGUCCUUUGAUUCAUUCUGGCAGACUUGGACUUGAGUAUGGAUCUUGGCUCUAAAUCUGAACGUGAAACUUUACAGGAUUUUGGUCAAAUAUUGUACUCAGUCAAAGAGUGGAUAUUGUCUCUUAGAAUGAUUAAUUAGAGAACUUGUAUUGUCACACGAGGUGGUAUUCAUCAUAAAUGCUAUGUUGAACUCUGUUAUUUCACUUUCGGUUUCCAAAGUUAUCCUCUACUAAGACUGAAAAUGAUGUACGUUUGUUUUUCUAGUUAUACCGAUUUAAGUAAUGAUAAGGAAAUAAUUGUAUCGAAAAAUUGUCAUGAGACAUAGUGCAUCUAGGAAUUUUGGAGAGCAGAAUGAGAUGCCUAUCGGUUUGAACCAGUUGCAGAUCCAGCAAACUGCUGGAAAUCAUUAUGAUAACGAGUGUUCUUAUGAGUUCCUCUCUUUCCUCGCCAGCUCAAUUUUUCAUUUAUUGCUCUGAGUGCCUAAUGACUAUUCAUUAUAUUACUAGGUAUAAAAAGUUGACUAGUGGAAACACAAGGUUGUUUGUAAAGAAUGGGUUUCUGUUGUUAUCUAUGGGCUCUUCUGUGUAGAGCUAGAGAUGCGCAGAUACAUUAUUUUGUGUUAAUUUUUUUUGUAUUUUGGUUUUUAUAAGUUUUAGAGCAUAAAUAACUAUCAUACCUUUAAAAUCGCUUCUAGGGACACAUACCAUCAGUAUACGCUAUUUAGGAUAGUGGCGGGUGAGUUUGUUUUUGUUUUUCCAUUCUCCUAAAAGUUUUUGCCUGUAUGCAAGUGCCCCUUGCGCUUCAGGAACGAGAUCAAGUUUUGAUGAGAAAAUCAACCAAAACAUUUAUAAAUUCUGAAAUUGUGAUAUCACUUGUUGUAUUUAUUUUUUUUUGGGUGAGUCAGUCGUAAGUGGCAUGGAGGGUUGUUUUUGAUGGCUCAAUAGAGCAGAAAAAGUAAAAAAAAAAAAUUCGUUUGAAACUCCAAGUUUCCAAUUACACUUUUAACACGUAUAAUACGUAUAUGUCAUCAUGGCUUAUCAUCUGAAUCAAUAAAAUUGCCAAUAUGUUUUCGUAUCAAUCACCGCACUUGUGUAUGCAGGUUUAUUUCAUUAUGGUAUCAUCAGUAUCGCUCUGAUUCAUCCCAAGUAAAUUUUUUUUAUGCUCAAGUAUGAGACCAACAUGGAAGAUACAAAGUCACCAGACAAGGUGCGACUUAAAACAUAAUGAGUUAUGUUUUCUCUUCAAAAUUCACAGUAAUUAGUGCUAAGCAAAUUGUGUUCUACAUAUUUGAAAUUCUAGAAUAGAAAUAAUUUUGAACAUAUAUCAGAAUGCUGAAAUUUGCACCUUGUCAAGUGGUUUAUUGUAUGCACGAAUACAGAGAUUGAAUACAUUAAUGAAACAGAUCUAAUGAGAAUCAGCCUUAUUAAUUCAGCUGUUGCCUAUUUUUCUAAAUGGAAUCUAAAAGCAACCUCUAGGCCUCACAUUUUGUGAGUAUAUUCUAUAGGAGCAAAAGAAAAAUUGUAGAAAGUUUCAAAGCAUCCUGAUGCUCAGUUUUCUAUCAUAGAAUUGAAAUAUGUGAGAAAAUUAGGCAUUUUGCAACGAAAUCAGGCUGAGUCCAUCCAACUGUUUCAACAUUGGAUUUAGAAUCUAGAUGUAUGGAAAGAUUUUAGUAUGUUUUUGUUCGGUACCUCAUCAAUCUCAACCAUCAAACCACCACGCAGUGAUAGACGAAUUUGGCUCAUUUACUCUGCACAGCCUCUCAUUUUUUUAGUCUUGAAUUAGCGGUUAGAGAAAAAGUAAUUCAGAUUUUAUUUUUGAAAUGCAUUUUAACUAACAUCACUUUAUUUAGUGCGUAAUCAUAUUUAUGUAGUUUCAACAUUUAGCAACACUUGUGUCUACAAUAUCGCUCUGUACUCUUUCUCCUAUUAUUGUUCUACAACUAGUUAUUUUUUGUGAUAAAUAUGUUACUCAAUAAAAGUUUUAAAAUCAA
Molecule: messenger RNA, 6388 nt
Organism: Bemisia tabaci
Lineage: Eukaryota; Metazoa; Arthropoda; Insecta; Hemiptera; Aleyrodidae
Source: RefSeq, a predicted model, not a curated record